AUGACGACACAAAACGUAUUUCAAACGGUAAAACGGGCCAGCGAAGGCGAUGAUGAUGAUGAUGAUGUCGACGGCGAGCGGAGGGAGUCGCGCGCGAAACUCAACGAAUCGGAUCAGGAAGAAGGCCGAACGUUCUGCGCUGACUGGAAGCAAGGAGUCGACUAUAUAGCGGACUAUCUGGAGAAUAUACGGGAGCGUCGCGUCUUCCCUGACGUCAGUCCGGGCUACAUGCGCCAGCUACUGCCGGAGUCGGCCCCGAUUGAGGGCGAGCCGUGGCCAAAGAUAUUCGACGACGUGAAGCGCAUCGUCAUGCCGGGCGUGACCCACUGGCAGUCGCCCCACAUGCACGCCUACUUCCCGGCCCUAAACUCGAUGCCCUCGCUGCUGGGCGAUAUGCUGGCGGACGCGAUCAACUGUCUGGGAUUCACCUGGGCCAGCUCCCCGGCAUGCACCGAGCUGGAGAUCGUCGUGAUGAAUUGGCUGGGCAAGAUGAUCAACCUGCCGGACGAGUUCCUCCACCUGAGCAGCAGCGGCAGCAGCAAGGGCGGCGGUGUACUCCAAACGAAGGCCAGCGAGGCCACGCUGGUCUGCCUGCUGGCCGGACACACUCGGGCUAUCCAGCGCUUCCACGAGCGCCAUCCCGGCUACCAGGAUGCCGAGAUAAAUGCCCGUCUGGUGGCAUACUGCUCGGACCAGGCCCACUCCAGCGUGGAGAAGGCGGCGUUGAUUGGUGCCAUCCGUAUGCGGUACAUCGAGGCGGACGAGGAGCUCGCGAUGCGCGGCAAACUGUUGCGCAAGGCCAUCGAGGAUGACGUUAAGCAGGGCCUGGUCCCCUUCUGGGUCUGCGCCACCCUCGGCACCACCGGCAGCUGCAGCUUCGAAAAUCUGGAGGAGAUCGGCCUUGUCUGUAGGGAGCACAACCUGUGGCUGCACGUCGACGCCGCCUACGCUGGGAGCGCGUUCAUUUGCCCCGAGUUCCGCACCCGGCUGCGGGGCAUCGAGCGGGCGGACUCGAUUGCCUUCAACCCCUCCCAGUGGCUGAUGGUGCACUUCGAUGCCACCGCCCUGUGGGUGCGCGACAGCACGGCCUUGCAUCGCACCUUCAACGUGGAGCCACUGUACCUGCAGCACGAGAACUCGGGCGUGGCCGUGGACUUUAUGCACUGGCAGAUUCCCCUGAGCCGCCGCUUCCGCGCCCUGAAGGUGUGGUUCGUGCUGCGCUCGUACGGGAUCAAGGGCCUGCAGCGCCACAUCCGCGAAGGGGUACGCCUGGCGCAAAAGUUCGAGGCGCUCGUCCUGGCAGAUCACCGCUUCGAGCUGCCAGCGAAGCGUCACCUCUGCCUGGUGGUGUUUCGCAUUCGCGGCGACAACGAGCUCACAGAGAAGCUGCUGAAGCGACUGAACCAUCGCGGGAAGCUGCACUCCAUCCCCUCAUCGCUGAAGGGGCAGUAUGUCAUCCGAUUCACCAUCACCUCGACGUACACGACCGUCGACGACAUCGUCAAGGACUGGAUGGAGAUCCGCCAAGUGGCCUCUAUGGUGCUCGAGGAGAUGAACAUUACCAUCUCGAAUCGCGUCUAUCUCAAGGGUAAACGCAAGUUCUCCCGCCUAUAGUGGAACCUAGUGGGGUUCAACCUCAGUUUCCCGAAUCUAUUCUGUUCUAUU
This is a messenger RNA of Drosophila miranda, 1665 nucleotides long. Its product is annotated as histidine decarboxylase-like. The transcript has 5 exons. The record is from RefSeq and is a predicted model, not a curated record. Gene Ontology annotation, biological process: histamine biosynthetic process; L-histidine catabolic process. Lineage: Eukaryota; Metazoa; Arthropoda; Insecta; Diptera; Drosophilidae. The coding region runs from base 1 to 1614 and encodes 537 amino acids. Gene Ontology annotation, molecular function: histidine decarboxylase activity; pyridoxal phosphate binding.